AGCAACAACAAGUCCCGAGGAAACGGGAAGGCGAAAACCGCAUCGCCGACCGGAAACGGAUAGCCAGCACCAUGGGUCAAGUUUCACUUGACCGAGGCGGAAUACAAGUGGCGCGGCCGCUACGGCUGUUGCUAUUGGUGCAACAGCACCAAGCACAAGACCUCCCAAUUCCCGGAUCAAGGCAAGGAGGAUGUUCGGCCUCAUAUCAACUCGGGAAAUUGAGUUCCGCGGGAGGUGAGGCGACUCCACCUCUCACUCCGCCAGAUUCGGCCGCCUUGCUAGCGGCCUCCUACACAUCUGGGGAGGAUGCGAAUGUCGCAAGUUCGCAGUACACUUACGAGAACUAUGCUGUCCACUUGGUCCCACCGUUGGACCAACCACUCCACGUGCAACAAUCCACCGCAUGCACGGUUUCACUACCAUUGGCAACCGAGUCGGCAGCUUCGCCGCCAUCUAUAGCCAGGGAUUCGACGAUAUGGUCAAGACUUGAAGAGCUCGACCCGUUGACGUUUGCGGACUUCCAAUGGAUGUCCCUUCCCCGGUACGGUCGAUUGGCGAAACCGCAUUGCAACGUGCUCAUGGCACAAUUGCGAGAUUACUUGCACACUGCAGUACCAACUCCGUUGAUGGACGUCGGAGUAGAGGAUUGUCGACCUUCACAAUUACAUUGCGAAGAUCGACCGCGAGUUCAAGACACAACGAUCGGAGAGGCGACCUGCAGCGCUUUGAUCGAUUGCGGAGCAUCUCGCAACUACAUGAGCCAGGACUUUAUGGUACGCGCCGACCUUGGCCCACGCGUCCGGAGGAAGUCCCAGCCUACGCAAGUCUUGUUGGCGGACGGUCACACGCACAAGUCAAUAGACCGGUGCAUAGAUGACGUCCCCAUGUACUUUGCCCCGCAUGCAAGCGAGGCGGUGUCCUUCGAUAUUUUGGACACCAAAUUCGACAUGAUCUUGGGCAUGUCAUGGCUGCGAAGCGAGGAUCACCCGGUGAACUUCUAUCGCCGCACCAUUCACGUUCGUGAUCGAAACGGAGUACUAGUCCCAUGCACGGUGCCUCCUCCUCACCCUUCGAUCAGCUGCCACGUGGUGUCCGCCGCAAGCAUGCGAGCUUCCAUCAUCAGAGACGACAUCGAGGAGAUGGGGGUGUGUUUUCUCCACGCCCUCCCGCCCCAUGACGCUUCAUCGACGGACUCAUCUUUGGACCCACGCAUCACGGAGUUUCUCGACGCCUACGGCGAUGUGUUCGAAGGCCCGCACAGAGUAGUACCGGAUCGGCCCAUUCGCCAUGAGAUCAUCCUCGAGGACGGGGCUGUACCUCCGCGUGGUUGUAUCUACCGAAUGAGCGAGGAAGAGUUAAGUGUGCUGCGGGCACAACUCGACGACCUUCUGGAGAAAGGCUGGAUUCGGCCUAGCUCAUCGCCAUACUGUGCUCCUGUUCUCUUCGUCCGAAAGAAGAACAAGGAUCUGCGGUUGUGCAUCGAUUAUCGCAAGCUCAACGCGCAAACGGUCAAGAACGUCGGCCUUCUUCCACGCAUCGACGACCUCCUUGAACGACUGGGCGGUGCCAAGUUCUUCUCCAAGCUAGACCUCAAAUCGGGAUAUCACCAACUCGAGAUCCGGCAGGAGGACCGCUACAAGACCGCGUUUAAGAUGCGAUAUGGGCAUUUCGAAUGGCCGGUUAUGUCGUUUGGCCUUACGAAUGCCCCAACCACUUUCCAAGCGGCUAUGACAACGGAGUUCCGACACAUGCUGGAUCGAUUCGUACUUAUCUACCUCGACGACAUUUUGGUGUACAGUCGGAGUUUGGACGAGCAUGUGGAGCACCUGCGCACCGUUUUGAAGCGGCUACGACAAGCCAAGUACAAAGCCAACCGCGACAAAUGCGAAUUCGCGUGGCAAGAGCUGGAGUACUUAGGACAUUAUGUGACGCCGCAAGGCAUCCGUCCGCUUGCGGACAAGAUCGAGGCAAUAUACGUAUGGCCCGAGCCCACCAACACCACGGACGUUCGUUCAUCCAUGGGAUUGGCGGGCUACUAUCAGCGAUUCAUCACCGAAUACUCAAGGAUUGCCGCACCUAUGACGAGAUUACAAUCGCGAAAGGUGCCAUUCGUAUUCGAUGACGACGCACGCCGGUCAUUCCAAGCACUUAAGACGGCCAUGCUCAUGGCACCCGUCCUUAGCAUCUAUGACCCCACUCUGCCUACGAGAGUGACAACUGACGCUUCCGGCUAUGGCAUUGGGGCAGAGUCCGGCACAAAGAUGAAACCAAGUUCGGCUCGGCAUCCACAGACGGACGGGCAAACGGAGCGGGCACAUCAAACCGCUCAAAUGAUGCUGCGUACGCUCAUCCGUCCGGAUCAGAAAGAUUGGGUUGACCGCCUCCUCGACAUCGAGUUCGCCUACAACACUUCGGUGCACCCGGCGAUCGGCGUGACUCCAUUCGAGUUGCACCACGGUGGACGGAAAGGCCGUAUCUUCGCCGAUCUGCUCCUCCCACGACCAGCCGACAUCGACGCCGCUUGCUCUCCCGCUUCCGUCUGGAAGUACAGGGAAUUGUUGGCUCAAGUCCGCGCGAACAUGCAAAAGGCUCAAGUCCGCAUGCAGCAGCAAGCCAACAGGCGUCGCGUGCCAUGUCCCAUCCGCGCCGGCGAUCUGGUUUGGGUCUCCGCGGAAGAGUUUGCACUGGAACAGGAUGUUUCACGCAAACUGCUUCCCAAGUGGUUGGACCAUGGCCCGUAACAUCAGCUGCGGGCGAUGAGCCCGAUGGCCCUUCAUUUGUGAUCAACAUCCCCCCGCAUCU
Chara braunii is the source of this 2802-nucleotide messenger RNA. NCBI's taxonomy places the organism in Eukaryota, Viridiplantae, Streptophyta, Charophyceae, Charales, Characeae. The record is from the annotation of a GenBank genome assembly.